Messenger RNA from Ipomoea triloba (trilobed morning glory), 1696 nucleotides. RefSeq names its product sterol 3-beta-glucosyltransferase UGT80B1. The coding region runs from base 160 to 1683 and encodes 507 amino acids. Lineage: Eukaryota; Viridiplantae; Streptophyta; Magnoliopsida; Solanales; Convolvulaceae. The transcript is spliced from 17 exons. Gene Ontology annotation, molecular function: UDP-glycosyltransferase activity. The record is from RefSeq and is a predicted model, not a curated record.
CUUAAUUACUAGCUCAUUGAAAAAUGAAAAAUAGCCGCGAACUCGAUCGGAAAAUUGACGCCGGCGGCAAAUUGUCGGCGACUCCAUAAAUUUCACUGCAAGCUUCUUACAGGCGUUUCUCUCAUUCAGUCCCCAUAGGAAAUUCUCUAGGUAGCAAGCAUGAGCAGAAAACCAACGGCGGUGUUUAUGGCCUUCGGAACCAAAGGCGACAUCAAUCCUAUAGCUGCCAUAGCAGUAGCAUUUGCUUGUGAUCAGCAGCAAUAUCGGGUGUAUUUUGUAACUCAUUCAGCUCACGAGAAUUUGAGAAUGCAUUUGGAAGCAAAGGGAGUUAUGUACAUUCCAGUUUCAACACCACCUGUUCUUUCUCCUUUACAACAUCAUGGUUCUGCAGAAGAACCCUUCUCUCUCCACAAAAAGGAACUUACAAGAAAAAAUAGACAAGAAUGUAUUUCAAUUAUUGAGGACAUAUUUGGAGAUGGCUCUAGCAUGCACAAUGAUCUCAUUGCCAUCAAUUUCUUCGCAUUGGAAGGUUGGAGUCUUGCAGAGCUUUUUAAUGUUCGUUGUGUUGUUGCUGCUCCUUAUGUUGUUCCUUACAGUGCCCCUGCUUCAUUUGAACGGCAAUUUAAGAGAGAGCUCCCACAUCUGUAUAAGUAUCUCCAGGAAGCCCCUGUUGACAAGGUUGGUUGGAAAGAUGUUAUCCACUGGAUGUGGCCACUUUUUACUGAGGAAUGGGGAUCAUGGAGAAGUUUUGACCUAAAGCUGAGUGCGUUGCCUUUUACGGAUCCAGUAACAGGUCUUCCAACAUGGCAUUACAGACCACCUUCUCCAUUGCUAUUGUAUGGAUUUAGCAAAGAAGUUGUGGAGUGCCCUGCUUACUGGCCAUCAAAAGUUCGAGUUUGUGGCUUUUGGUUUCUCCCCCUUGAAUGGCAAUUCUCUUGCAACAAUUGUGCGGAAGUAUCUGCAUCAGCUCCUAGAGAGUUAAAUGAAAAAAAUGAGUUGUGUUCAGUUCACACUAGAUUGCAGUAUUUCCUUGGUACUUCAGGACAAGAGCCGCCUAUUUUCAUUAGUCUCAGUUCUGUUGGAAGCAUGGGUUUUCUGAAGGACCCUCGAGCAUUUCUACGGGUACUUGGACAUGUUAUGGAGAUCACGAGCCACAGAUUUAUUCUGUUGUCAGCAGGCUAUAAACCUUUAGAUGAUGCAAUCAAAAUGUAUGCUCAGGAAGCAUCUUCUGGCUCAGAACAAACACCAUGCAAUGAGGAUGGAUUUUUUCUUUUCAGCAGCCGUCUCUUUUCUUUAGCCAGUUCUGUGCCAUACAACUGGCUGUUUCCAAGAUGUGCUGCUGCAAUCCAUCAUGGGGGAAGUGGAUCCACUGCUGCUGCACUACAGGCAGGAAUUCCUCAGGUCAUAUGUCCAUUCAUGCUGGAUCAGUUCUAUUGGGCGGAGAGGAUGUUUUGGCUUGGCGUUGCUGCAGAGCCGCUGAAAAGAGAGCACUUGGUACCAGACACAGACGACGAUUUCCAUGUCACAGAAGCGGCCAAAAUGCUCGCAAAGGCCAUAAAUCACGCGCUUUCUCCUCAAGUUAAAGCACGCGCAUUACAGGUCGCUACAGCGCUAUCUACCGAGGAUGGAGUAUCAGAAGCAGUGCAGAACUUGAAGGAAGAGCUUAGCUAUUCCAAGCACUAGACUAGACUAGACU